AGAAAAACUGUCAGUGAACAGGAUGGGGAAGACGCACAAACGGCAAAACACGAAUGAAACGUAGUAAGAAGUAGUAAAAACAACUUGUGAAGUUACUCAUGCCAUGUGUGGAGCUCUCAGCGGUAUGUAAUAGUGCCUUACAGAAAAACUGCAGUUCGUGUUUUUCCCUGCGAUAAGAGUAUCAGCCACUUUCGGAGGAUGUCAGCCCCAAGUAACUCUCUCCAGCAGCCGAGAGUGAGGCGCAGCAAUGCGGGUUCCCCUGGUUCGUUCAACAACAGCAGCUGCCGCUUGCACCCCAUCCGUGCCACCGUGCCCUAUCAGCUCUUGAGUGGGGGUCAGAGCAGUCCGACACGGGCUCAAACCCACCACGGAGGAGCCACGACGACCAGCCGGGUGUCAAGUCCCCCCUCCAGUCCGACACUCAGCUCAGGAAGUGCAAACGCUAAGCAAAGACUGUCCCCCGAAAACAAGGAGUCGUCCUGUCCCCCAGAUUCUCCAGUUUCCAGAGCAGAAAGGUCCAAACUACAAGUCCGGAGUUCUAGCGCCAUCCGAAGGGCGUCUUCUUUGGACGCCAUCACCGGACCAUACCUCACUGGCCAGUGGCCUCGGGAUGCCCACGGACCCUACCCCUCCUGUAUGAAAGACAAAGCCACGCAGACCCCGGGUCUCUGGAUUGAUGAAGGCGCAGAGCUGGGAAGUCCUCACCAGCGCUCAGCCUCGUGGGGGAGUUCAGACCAUCUGAAAGAGCAGAUCGCCAAACUGAAGCUGCAGCUGCAGCGUGGCAAACAGGUCACCCGGCAGAGCAAAGACCGGGAACAGACCUCCUUGCACCUGCCACAGGCGGUUCAGCACGGUGCAGCGCACCAAUCACCGUUCAAAGGAACUUCGACAGCUCUGAUGACAACCCCGUCGCCAAAAUCCCUCAUAUGUCGAGUGCCGAGCAGCGCGGAGGCCUUGAAUCACGAGUUGGAAAAUGUGUUCAUCAGAGAUGACUGGGAGCACGGGAUGCAGGCCAUGGAGGCGGUAGACGGCCGCCGCGCCCCCGUCCCUCCGCACCGCUGCAGUCACAGUGGAGAGACACGCGACACGGAUACUCAGGCCCCCUCGAGCGGUGAAUCCAGCCCGUCACCUCGCCCCUGCAGCUCCCACCACCUCCACUCCCCCGAUGGAAGCCCCUGUUCUGCAGAGGAAAUCGAUAAAGACAGCUUUUGCUGCUCACCUCUCCCCAAGUUCGCCACUUCUCCCAAGCCUAACAACAGCUAUAUGUUCAAACGGGAACCUCCAGAGGGAUGUGAGAGGGUCAAAGUGUUUGAUGAGUUUGUGUCUGGCAAAUCCAAAGGCUUCCCUCUGUUCUCGUGUCCCGAUAAAAACAAGGUGAACUUCAUUCCUCGGGGCUCAGCCUUCUGCCCGGUCAAACUCCUCUGCUCCUCCCUGUUCCCCCCCAUCUCCUCCUCCAUCAGCUCUGGUCUCCAUAGCAACAGCAGCCUGGGCUCUCAGACGACCCCGACUCCUCCCACAUCGCCAGUGGCUACCUUCUCUGCCUCUGCUGACUGGAACGUGGACUCGAGUGGCGGCGGGAAGCCGGAGGGCAACACGGAGAGCCCCGACGCAGACGUAGGAAGGGACGGUUCAGCACAAGUAUUCCUAACCAGCUAGUCCUCAGGUAUUCAUAACCAAACCAACAAAUGAAUCAUUGCAACUAGUCAGUGGGUUUGGUUUUAGAGUAAGAAAAGAAAGAAAACAACAAAAAAAACUUGCACUCCAAUAAUCCUAACGUUAGCCAGCAGGGAGUGCCCAAGGUCUGGGGAUAACGGUACCUGGUGUGUUCUUGGGCCCCGUCUCGCUCCACCCAUCACUAACAUAACUUUCUCGGAACCAUUAAGCAAAUACUUUUGCGUUAUUGCGCAGCAGGUAGAACGGACUGCUGAGGUUCUUGUUCUGUCUAGAGUUAGAAAAUUCUCAAAAAACUAAAAGAAAACCCAAAACUUUAAAGUGACACGAGCUGUUUGUGUUAUCUGGCCGGCUUGUUGGCUGUUUUGUUUAUCUGGGUCUCAGACGGGAGACAUGUUGGCACACUGAGCUUUAUCUCACUUCUGUCUGAAUGUAUUUGUGUCCAGAAGCUCCACCCAGCUGCCUCUCAAAUCCAAACCUGCACGCCUCAUUUGGUCACCAAUCACAAAGCACACUGCCCCCCCCCACAGCAAUAACUCAGGUCAUGUGAAACGUACUUGCUGUGAAUGUUACCUUUCUCCAGUGUUCAUGAUGUUCUCUAGAAUUGACGUAGCCUUUAGCUGAAAGGUAAAACCGUUUUCCCAGCAAAGGAAGGUUCUUCCAGACUGAAUCCUUGAAUGAUGUCUACGGUUGUGACGUUUGACUCGAGUUAACCUGCUCACGUUUAAGUUUCAGGUGCUACCACACAUUCCAGAGAUCGCUGUUGCGUUGGCCAACCGUGAGCUCAAACAUAAACAAAACGAGCUGCAUAAGCUACACCUUCAUGCAAAUUAAUCAACAAUAAUAUAUUUAAAAUUUAUUUUUUACCCUUUUGUUAGAAGUGUACCAAAGCAAACUAUAAAACGGCGAAUGAACGGUCGUUUUGGGACUCGAGGGGAUUUAUUUUGUGCCAGAUGCGGAAUGUUUGUUUCAUUUUGUUUUAAAGAAUUCAGUAACAAAUGAAUAUACACACGUGGUUUUUAUUAAAUCCAGGUCUAAGCACUUAUUGGAAAGGAAAAGAUGAUCACCAUUUUGUACCGUAGACCAGCUUGUUCAUUAAAACAAUCAGAACAAUGUGCAAUUGAUUUUUUUGUGGGGCGUUAAGAGAAACGUCUAACUCGGUCAGCCAUGUGACGCCCGAAGCUUCCUGCUGAUUUUUCAUUGAGAAACAAAACAUGCAACUGUAACCUGAUCAUUAUUUAACUAAAUGCUUUCUCUACUUGCACACAAAAACAAAACCAACAUGUGCAACAUUCCACACGACGCUCGGCUCUGCUGCAGCUUCAUGAGUUUACUAAUCCUGAUCUGAUUCACAAAGCUCGUUGUGCUGAGCAGUUGAGACACGGUUGUCAUGAUUUGCGACGAUAAUUCAUUUCUCCUGUGUUUUACAUGUUUUUAUGUAGAUCUUGUGUGUUUUUUCAAUAAAGAAAAGAAAAAAGCCA
Messenger RNA from Nothobranchius furzeri (turquoise killifish), 3152 nucleotides. Its product is annotated as glucocorticoid-induced transcript 1 protein. Gene Ontology annotation, biological process: podocyte development. Gene Ontology annotation, cellular component: cytoplasm. The record is from RefSeq and is a predicted model, not a curated record. Lineage: Eukaryota; Metazoa; Chordata; Actinopteri; Cyprinodontiformes; Nothobranchiidae.